Fraxinus pennsylvanica is the source of this 2061-nucleotide messenger RNA. The record is from the annotation of a GenBank genome assembly. Lineage: Eukaryota; Viridiplantae; Streptophyta; Magnoliopsida; Lamiales; Oleaceae.
AUGGCUGCAUCAGAAGAGAAUAGUGCACUUUUUCCCAUCUUUAUCUUGACAUUAAUGGCGCUGCCUCUAGUGCCGUACACAAUAGUCCAGUUAUGCCAUGCUGCGACGAGAAAGGCCACGAAUAUUAAUUGCCAGUGUUCAGUUUGCUUUCACUCUGGGAAAUAUCGCAAAUCCAUAUUCAAACGAAUUUCCAAGUUUUCAACAUACAGUAACCUGACUCUGGUGCUACUUUGGAUCGUUAUGGCUGUCCUGGUUUACUACAUCAAACAUAUCAGCACUGAGAUCCAAAUUUUUGAACCAUUCGGCAUUCUUGGAGUGGAAACUGGAGCUUCAGAUUCAGAAAUAAAGAAGGCAUAUAGGAGACUUUCCAUUUUAUAUCAUCCUGAUAAAAAUCCUGAUCCAGAGGCACACAAGUAUUUUGUGGAUUAUAUCUCAAAGGCAUAUCAGGCUCUAACAGAUCCAGUAUCACGCGAGAACUUCGAGAAAUAUGGCCAUCCUGAUGGCAGGCAGGGGCUUCAAAUGGGGAUUGCUCUUCCUCAGUUCCUUCUUAACAUUGAUGGAGCAUCUGGAGGAAUACUGUUAAUUGGAAUUGUAGGCGUUUGUAUUAUUUUGCCCCUGACAAUAGCCGUCAUAUACUUGUCAAGGUCAUCAAAAUAUACAGGAAACUUUGUCAUGCAUCAGACGAUAUAUGCUUAUUACCAUUUCAUGAAGCCUUCUUUGGCUCCGAGCAAGGCCGUGGAUGUUUUCAUUAGGGCUGCUGAAUACAUGGAAAUUCCAGUUCGUCGUACUGAUGAAGAAUCUCUUCAGAAACUGUUUGUUUUAGUCAGGAGCGAGUUGAAUCUAGACCCCAGAAACAUCCGGCAAGAACAAGCCAAGUUUUGGAAGCAGCAUCCUGCUUUAGUAAAGAAUGAGUUGUUGAUUCAAGCCCAUUUGACCCGUGAGACUUCAUCAUUAUCGCCAUCUUUGCAGCGUGAUUUCAGACAGAUGCUUGCCCUUGCACCUCGGCUUCUUGAAGAAUUGAUGAAGAUGGCAAUCAUACCACGCACUCAGCAGGGGCAUGGAUGGCUGAGACCUGCAAUUGGGGUGGUUGAGCUAUCUCAGAGUAUCAUCCAGGCUGUUCCCCUCAGUGCAAGAAAAGCAACCGGGGGAUCAAGCGAAGGAUAUGGUCCCUUUUUGCAGCUGCCAUACUUCACAGAGUCUGUCGUUAAAAAAAUCUCCAGAAAGAAAGUACGCAUGUUACAAGAUCUUCGAGACAUGAAACCAGAAGAGCGGGCAGAGUUGUUGACUCAGGUUGCUGGCUUUUCUGCCGAUGAAUCCCGAGAUGUGGAGAUAGUUAUUGAAAUGAUGCCUUAUAUUUCAAUUGAUAUAACAUGUGAGACAGAAGGUGAAGAGGGGAUACAAGAGGGUGAUAUUGUAACAAUGUGGGCUUGGAUUACUCUUCACCGUGGGAAUGGCUUAACUGGUGCUCUUCCACACGCUCCUUACUUCCCUCUCGAAAAAGAAGAGAAUUUCUGGUUACUUAUUGCUGACUCCUCGUCAAACGAUGUGUGGAUCUCUCAGAAGGUAAAUUUUGUAGACGAAGCAACGGCAAUAAUUGCUGCAACAAAAGCAAUUCAGGAGCUGAAGGAGGGGUCGGGUGAUAGUGCGAGGGAAAUAAAUGCAGCAGUAAAAGAAGCAAUUGACAGAGUUAAAGCUGGAUCUCGGCUUGUGAUGUCCAAGUUUCAGGCCCCUGCAGAGGGAAACUAUAACCUGACUUCUUAUUGCUUAUGCGAUUCAUGGAUUGGUUGUGAUGCAAAGUCUAGCAUUAAGUUGAAGGUUUUGAAACGAAGCCGGGCAGGGACAAGGGGUAUGGUCGCUGCAGACGAGUUACCGGCACUAGAGGAUGGAGGUGAUGAGGUGGAGGAAGAAGAUGAAUACGAUGAUGAUUACGAGAGUGAGUACAGUGAAGACGAUGAAGACGUUAAAGGAAAAGAGGCUAAUGGAGCUGUGGUAAAUGGCUCAGCCUAUGUUAGAGGCGAUGAUGGUUCAAGCUCAGAUGGUUCAGGAAGUGAGGAAAAUUAG